This is a messenger RNA of Mandrillus leucophaeus (drill), 709 nucleotides long. RefSeq names its product interferon-induced transmembrane protein 3-like. Gene Ontology annotation, cellular component: plasma membrane. The record is from RefSeq and is a predicted model, not a curated record. The transcript has 3 exons. Gene Ontology annotation, biological process: type I interferon-mediated signaling pathway; negative regulation of viral genome replication; response to interferon-beta. The coding region runs from base 86 to 439 and encodes 117 amino acids. NCBI's taxonomy places the organism in Eukaryota, Metazoa, Chordata, Mammalia, Primates, Cercopithecidae.
UGAGAAAUCGAAACUACUGGGGAAAGGGAGGGCCCACUGAGAACCAUCCCACUAACCCGACCACUACUGGCCUUCGCCGGACACCAUGAACCACACGGUCCAAACCGUCUUCUCUCCUGUCAACAGCAGCCAGCCCCCCAGCUACGAGAUGCUCAAGGAAGAGCACGAGGUAGCUGUGCUGGGGGCGCCCCACAACCCUGCUCCCCCGACGUCCACCGUGAUCCACAUCCGCAGCGAGACCUCUGUGCCCGACCAUGUUGUCUGGUCCCUGUUCAACACCCUCUUCAUGAACACCUGCUGCCUGGGCUUCAUAGCAUUUGCCUACUCCGUGAAGACUGGCACCCAGGCUCUCCCAGAAAGUGAGAAGGGAACUCACAGGCGACUUCACCCCGUGGUGGGGAGAACAGCCUGCGCUGGGGCCCAGGCAGAAGGAGGAUGAGCCCCGAGGCCCCUGGAGAGUCUGAGCCUGUCUAGGGACAGGAAGAUGGUUGGCGACCUGACUGGGGCCCAGGCCUAUGCCUCCACCGCCAAGUGCCUGAACAUCUGGGCCCUGAUUUUGAGCAUCCUCAUGACCAUUCUGCUCAUUCUCGUCCCAGUAUUGAUCUACCAAGCCCAUCGAUAGAUCAGGAGACGUCAUUCAGGCCAGGAGCUCUGCCCAUAACCUGUAUCCCACGUGCUCUACCUUCCAUUCCUGGUCCUGCCUCCAGAG